AUGAAAGGGGGAGGAUUCUAUCAAAACCAAUAUUUAGUUCCAAAUGUUUAUUUUGGGAAUUCAAGUCCUGUCAUAGCACCAAUUGGUGGUAAUGCAUUAAAUAAUAAUAAUAAUAAUAACAAUAAUAAUAAUAACAAUGGUAAUAAUAAUAAUGGAAUAAAUAUAAAUAUAAGUAACUUUCAACACCAACAACAUCAAAUUCAUCAACAACAUUUUGGUGGAUUAUCACCAAACAUGAACCAAAAUCAUAUAAUACAGCAUAUAUCUCAUCAUCAACAUCAACAAGCACAACAAAUUCAAAUCAUUCAAAAUAAUAAUCAACCACAGCCACAACAACAUCAAAUACAACACCAACAACAACAACAACAACAAAUACAGCAACAAAUACAGCAACAACAAAUACAACAACAACAAAUACAACAACAACAAAUACAACAACAACAACAACAACAAAUACAGCAACAACAACAACAAAGUAAAAUGAAUUUUAUACGUGGACAUCAUCAAAGAAAUAGUUCAUUUGAUGAAUUUAGUUUAUCAGAUGUUAGUGUUGGAAGUUUUAAAGAUAUGGGAUGGGAAGAGAUUUAUUUUUGUUAUCAUCAUUUCACACAAAUGGAUGAAGGUAAAGGUUAUUUAAAAUCAUUUCAACAAUUGAUACGAUAUAUCACAGGUCUAUAUCCAGAUAUUUCACCAUCACCUAAUUCACAGUUUUUAUUUUCACUGGGUUUAUUGUAUCCAAAUGCUUUACCUCAAGUUCAAUCACCAAAUAUGAUAUUAUCAUUAACACUUAAACAAAUGAUUGAAACUUAUUCCUAUACAAAAUCAAUGGUCUAUAGUGGUAGUGGUAGUGGUGGUGGUAAUAGUGGUAGUGGUGGUGGUAAUAGUGGAAGUGGAGGUAGUAGUGGUAAUGGUACAAGUGGUUCAGGUGGUUCAAAUAAUGGUUCAACAAUAAUAAUUAAUAAUACUAAUCUUAAUAAUAUUAAUAAUAAUAAUAAUACCAAUAAUAAUAAUACCAAUAAUAUUAAUAUACCUAGUACACCACCAAUUUUACGUAGUUUGGCAAAUGGAGCAAGUUCUACAAAUAUUAAUAUUCGUAAAUUUUCACCACAACAAGCAUGUCAUAUAAUAGAUGUUUUUAACUCUGUUAAAGAUAAUAAAACCGGUGGAGUUUCAACUUUAAAAUUAUCUUUAUUUGGUGCUGAUGCCUCUCUUUUACCUCUUACAACUUUACCUUUUCAUGAAUUUGUUCAAUAUAUAGGUUUAAAUAUUAUACCCUUUGAAAAUCUUUUCAAACCACCACCACCACCAUCAUCACAACUACAAUCCUCACCACCAAUUGAGUCCCAACAUCUUUUCUUAUCUGAAAUUGAUGAAUUAACAAAUAACAACCAAAAUAAUCAAAAUAAUAAUCAACAACAGCAACAAUAUCAACAACAACAACAUCAUCAACAACAACAACAACAAUACCAACAACAACCACAACCACAACCACAACCACAACACCAACCAUUUAUUUAUUUUGAAGAUACAAGUAAUAAUAAUAGUCCAUUGGAUGGCAAUUUUAAUAAUAGUUUUGGUUUAUUUAAUAAUAAUAAUGUAGUUAAUCAUAGUCCACUAGGAAAUAACAUUUUAAAUAAUAUACAACAAUUUAAUAAUCAAAAUAAUAACCAAAAUAAUAAUAAUAAUAAUAAUAAUAAUAAUAAUAAUAAUAAUAAUAAUAAUAAUAAUAAUAAUAAUAAUAAUAAUAAUAAUAAUAAUAAUAAUAAUAAUCACAACAAUAAUAAUCACAAUAAUAAUAAUAAUAAUAAUAAUCAAAAUAAUAUAUUUAAUCAUAAUCAAAAUCAAAAUAAUCAUUUAAUAAAUAAUCAUAGUCCAAAUCAAUAUAAUAAUCAAGGUAAUAUAUUAAAGAAUAGUGGUAGCGUGGUAGAACCACCGUCACAACAACAACAAUAUUUUUCAGAUAUUGAAAUUUCAUUUUCAGAGUUAAAGAUAUCAAGUAAACUUGGAGAAGGAACAUUUGGAGUUGUAUAUAAAGGAUUAUGGAGAGGAAGUUCAGUUGCUAUUAAACAAAUUAAAAUCAAUGAGGAUGUAAACAAUCAAGUAUUGGAGGAGUUUAGAAAAGAAUUGACCAUCCUAUCUAGAUUAAGACAUCCAAAUAUAGUAUUAUUGAUGGCAGCAUGUACUGCACCACCAAAUCUAUGUUUUAUCACUGAAUAUUUACCUGGUGGAUCAUUGUAUGACGCUUUACACUCUAAAAAGAUUAAAAUGAAUAUGCAACUCUACAAGAAAUUGGCCAUUCAAAUCGCUCAAGGUAUGAAUUACCUUCAUCUUAGUGGCGUCAUUCAUCGUGACAUCAAGAGUUUAAAUCUUUUAUUGGAUGAACAUAUGAAUGUCAAGAUUUGUGAUUUCGGUCUAUCAAAACUAAAGAGUAAAUCAACGGAAAUGACAAAAUCCAUUGGUUCCCCAAUUUGGAUGUCUCCAGAGUUAUUGAUGGGUGAGGAUUACACUGAAAAAGUUGAUGUCUAUGCAUUUGGUAUCAUCCUUUGGGAAUUGGGAACUGGUGAAUUACCUUACUCUGGUUUGGAUUCCGUUCAAUUGGCUUUGGCUGUCACUACAAAAUCAUUACGUCCACCAAUUCCAAAUGCUUGGCCUUAUCAAUUAUCUCAUUUAAUUCAAGCUUGUUGGCAUCAAGAUCCUUUAAAACGUCCUUCUUUUACUGAAAUUUUAAAUUUAUUAAAUGAAAUUCCUUAA
Molecule: messenger RNA, 2751 nt
Organism: Dictyostelium discoideum AX4
Lineage: Eukaryota; Evosea; Eumycetozoa; Dictyosteliales; Dictyosteliaceae
Product: protein kinase, TKL group
Exons: 1
Coding region: 1-2751 (916 amino acids)
Molecular function (GO): ATP binding; protein serine kinase activity; protein serine/threonine kinase activity
Source: RefSeq, a predicted model, not a curated record